Messenger RNA from Clunio marinus, 4040 nucleotides. Lineage: Eukaryota; Metazoa; Arthropoda; Insecta; Diptera; Chironomidae. The record is from the annotation of a GenBank genome assembly.
AGUGUAAGACUUGACUUUGUUUAAGUAAGAGGUGCUUUUAUUUCACAGUCUUCGGUAGUGCAGUUGAAUUAUAUAGCAAAAAAAAAAAAAAGAAGUUCAAGACAUUCCAUGUCUUUUUAUUUAAAUAUAGUUUAAAAGUAACAAUAAUUAAUUAUAUCAAAAAAAUAUUAAGCUUUCAAUUCACAAGUUGGAAUUGCAUAAGAAAUACAUAUUUUUAAACAUUUAAAUCGAUAUACUUUUGGAUUAUCCGCAUUUUUACAAUAUGAAGAACAAAUAAUCAUCAUCGUUAGACCGAAUUGAGUUGCUUAAACAUACAAAUAAGCCAUCAUCAUAUGACGAUUGACUUGAAUAAUCACAGUUAUGGCUUUGUUGUCGAAGAAAGACGUUCAAAAAGCCUCUUAUUAUGUCUGGUUUUUGGGUGCGCAAGAGUCGAGAGAACUACGAGGUGAUCGAGUGUUAAUAUCGACCAUUCCUCGUCUCAUUGAUCGAUCAAGGCAUCAGGAACCACUCAAAGUUACGCUUCAAAUCUCCCAUAAAGGUCUAAAAAUUAUCCAGGGAUCGUCGAAACAUUUCAUCCCACAUAAUGCAAUUACGUGUUCGAUCGUGGAACAAGAUAUUGUCGCUUGUGUGUUGCUGCUGUACAACCCAGUAACGAAAUGUCCACUUCAUGUUCACGCUUAUCGAUGCGACUCAGAUGCGACAGCUCAUGCACUUAACGAUCAAUUACAAAUUCUGAUUAAAAAACCGGAGAAUCAAAAACGUUUUGCUGAGCUAGAAUUAAAACUUGAGCAUUCUCUAAAGGCAAUAGAAAGGUCUAAGCCUUUGUCAAUGCCAGAACGAAAAGAAUCAAGAAAUUUUGAGAUGUCAACAAGACGUUUUGAUUCUUCAUUAGGAAGUGACACUGGAACAAGCACAAGAGAAUCUGAUUGCAGUGAAGAGCAUCAACAUUCACCAAUUGAAGCACCAACACACCUUUAUGACUCUCUUGCAGCUGAAUUAAGAGCUAAACUCAAUGGAAAUGGCCCACCUUUGUUGCUACCACCACGAGAUUAUGAUACAAUUAGCAGAUCCCAAGGAAAUCUUAAAGCUGUUGAUUUGCGAAGAUGUCAAAAUCUCUCUAUUGUGGGAAAAGAAAUAAGAAAUAUUAAGCGCAAUCAUAUCUCAUCAUAUGGAUCGUCUGGAAUUGGAUCAGACCUGGCACCAAGUCCUGAGCGUCAAGAAGAGUUGAGUACAAGCUCAAGUGCAGAAGAUUGGAAAAAUGAUGAGAAGGAAAUCAACCCGAAUAUCAUUCGCAAAAUGGAAAAACUUCAGAUAAGACAAUUUCCUGUAGGUGAAAAACUUUCGCCAACACGUUCAUCGGAAAAUCCACCAAGUUAUAUUUUUCCGAAAGAUUCAGUUGAUAACUACAAAGCAAAAAAUAAAUUUGAGAAAUCGGCUUAUCGGAAGCAGACAUCACGCGAUGAAAAUAUUCCGAAUAUCAUGAAUAAACAUAUCAAGGAAGCAUAUGACGAAAAUUCAAAGAAAUAUUAUCAUCACAAGCAGAUUAAAGAAAAAGGUCAUACAGACGAUGAAAGAAUAAUAAGUGGAGGUUUAAUGAAACGUCAAGUUGAAAUAUAUCGUCAAAUGAACAAUAUAAAUGAUUCUAGAAAGCACUUACACAAUAGUUACGAAGAAUAUGAUCGCGAGAAUUUAACAGAUCGUCAGAAGUAUCGUGAAAUACUUGAUAUCAAAAGAUAUCAACAUCGACCAGAUGAUGUUGAAAGACAAAGAAAUAAUGAACCAAGACCAAUUUCACCAGAAAUCAAACAACAAAGAACACUUCAGAGAAAAUCAAAAUCUUCCGGCCGUUAUGAAGUUCAUGAGAUUCCAUCUGAAAGGAGUAGAAACAAGAGUAAAGAAGAAUUUGUUGAGCGCAAUCCAUAUCGGGAAUCUGAAAGCUUGCCAUAUCGCCAAUCUAUUGAAAGUAUGUUGAAAUCACCAGUUAUGAAAUAUAAAUCGAGAACUGAUUAUCAAACACGAUCGCCAUCCCCCAACUAUGAGAUGCAUCGUAGAGAUUCACAAAAUCGUAACCACCUGAUUGCCAACAGAGUAUCAGAUCGAGAUAGAGAAAUUUAUGUCAAAGAUAGUUCACCAAUAUCAACAAUGAAACGAACUUCUCCAAAAGAUCGUUUUCAGAAUGCUAAAGAGAAAUUCCAAGCAAUGGAAAAAAUGAGAUUACAACAUGAGUCGAAAUCAAAAUUGAAUAUUCGUCGUUCGGAACCGUCCCGCUAUGAUGCAAAUUAUCGUCAGUCUUGUUCACCCGAACCGAGGUUUGCACAAGGUGAAUGGAGUUCUGAAGAAGAAUAUCCAAAUAAUAUUCGUGAUUAUCGGAAUAUUCCACCGGCACCACGAGCUUCCCACUAUCAUCAUCAACAGAGAAUGGUUCCAGCUAAAAGUUUAGGAAAUCUCCCAAAGGGAUAUCGUCACAGCUAUGCGGAGCCAAUAAAAUAUUGCAAUAGAGAUAUGAAAAUGUAUCCCAACAGAGUUUCAUCAAUUUUGGAGUUACCAGAAUGUGUUUUAGAAAUAAUAAUGUCGUAUCUCUCAUAUGAUGAUAUUGCAAAAAAUAGAAUUGUUUGCAGAAAGUUUAAUCAAAUCAACAUGAAUCUGUUAAAUCAUGGAUUCUUUAGUCUUUUGAAUUGUCACGCAAAGCAUUUGAAAAGAAUUAAAGCACAAUUGCCUCGACGGGAAUCAGAGAGACGAUACCAUCCUUUAUCUAAACACUCCGAUGUUCUCACUUGCAUUGAAACUCGUUUAUCUAUGCUUUCUAUGACAUACCAAAAAUACAUUCAAAAUGGAACAGGUUGCUUUAUCCCUGGUAAAGUGAUUGAUGAAUGCUACAAAAUUUUACGUGCGAUUUCAUCAUCUCAAGCUAAUGACACAAAAAAUCUUAAGACACAUGAAAUUCUGCAGGAACUUCGGGAUAUUUCUUCCAUGGCUAUCGAGCAUUUUGAUGAAAAAAUUGUUCCAGAUAUCAAAAGAAUAAGACCAGAGUCAAAUGUUUCAAUCUCAUCUAUCUACGAUAUGUUCACAACUCCCCGUACAAAUUCAAGCUUUGAUGGACUUGGAUUUAAUUUCUCAAGAACCUCUUCAAGUUCCUCGUUAUCAUCUGCAAAACAUAAAGAUGAAGGAGCAAAAAAAUCUAAAUCAAAAUUCUCAUCGAUUGUUAAACUUUACAAGAAGCAAUCUAAAAUAAUUAAAUGCCAAUCUAAACAAAUCUUACUCAUGAUGAAGAGUAUGAAACAUUUAAGACGACGCUUAGACGAAAGUGAAAUUAAAAAUCGUGAAAUUUGUGCUAACAUAAAACAGCUGAAGGAAGUUAAUAAGCCACAAGUGAAUGCACCAGUGCCAGUUGAGAGUGGAAAAAAACGAACUGCAACAAUGAUUUUAAAGCGAAGAUUGAACGAAUAAAUUUUGUCAACAAAACGUCGUAAAUAUUUAUGACAAAAACGUUGAUAUUCUGAUCGAAUGCAUCUUAAAUACCUAUUUAUUAUAUAAGGAAUUUCGUCAUCAAAUUUUUGCAUCUAGUUUUCUUUUUUCUUUUGAAAAUGCUUCAUAUCUGUAACCAAUUUAUAAUAAAUCUUCGAUUAUUCUGAUUCAAUAAGGUUCUAAUUAGCAUUGUUUUUAUUGAUAAUACUUCGACUACUUACAUUCUUAGGUAUUUAGAUUCUUAAUUCAUCUCAAUAAGUUUUAUUUAUAAUCUGUAAAUCAAAUUUUAGGGAGGCUCUCCGAUACAAAAUCUCCUCAAAUCAAGACAUGAGAAAUUAUACAUAAAAAAACUAAACUUUCACAAAAGAAUUUAUUAUUUGAAAUUCCAUUUUCUAUUUUAUCCAAUAAUGAUAUUGUUAUAAAUAGAAUCUGUUAUUUUAUGCUUCAUAAAUAUUUUCGGAGUUAUAUAGUUAGUUGAUUUUUCUAAAUUAUUAUACUUGCUCUCAAAGAAACCAUGAACAGCAUUAGAAGUUUGUGGAAUAUUAGGUUUUUGUUGUUGAAAGCCAUCAUUUGAA